AGGCGCAACCCCCCAAACACGGUCAACAUGAGUCGAACGCUGCCUGUCCGGCAGGCCGAGGAGCUGCACAAGUCCAUCAUUGCGUAUCUCUCGGCCAACAACCUCCAGAAUACCGCCUCGGUGCUCAGGGAGGAGCUGAGCCUCGGCGAAGACGUGUUCGAUGCGGCGACGACAAAGAAAUAUGAGACUCUACUAGAGAAGAAGUGGACGAGUAUUGUCCGGCUACAGAAAAAGAUUAUGGACCUCGAGACUCGAAACGCCGAGCUGCAGUCAGAGGUUGACAACGCGACCCCGUCGUCGCUCGCACAGAAGAACAAGGACCCCGUGUCCUGGCUCCCGAAAGCCCCCUCACGGCAUACCCUCGAAUCACACCGGGCGUCCGUCACCUGCGUCGCCUUCCACCCGAGAUUUACGUCCCUGGCCUCGGGCUCCGAGGACUGCACGAUCAAGGUAUGGGAUUGGGAACUUGGCGACCUGGAACAGACGAUCAAGGGACACACACGACCGGUGCUCGAUCUCGACUACGGCGGGCCAAAGACGGGCAUUCUUUUGGCUUCAUGCAGUUCCGACACAACGAUUAAGCUGUGGGAUCCAGCAGAUGGAUAUAAAAACAUACGAACGCUCUCCGGCCACGAACAUAGCGUCAGCGCGGUGCGAUUUAUCCCCUCUGGAGGUACCGGGUUUUUCUCCUCCGGAAACAUGCUGGUCAGCGGAUGCGGUGACAAGACACUCAAGAUUUGGGACGCCAACACGGGAUACUGCGUCAAGACGCUAAACGGCCACGCAGGCUGGGUUCGAGACGUCUGUCCGUCCCUCGACGGAAACUACCUCUUAUCUACGGGCGGCGAUCACACCGGAAGGCUAUGGGAACUCACAGUCGCGAACCCGGAAACAAAGGUCACGCUAAUAGGCCACGAGCACGUCGUCGGCUGCUGCGCGUUUGCCCCUCCCGCCGCAUACGAGCACCUGGCUGCUCUAGCAGGCCUCAAGAAGCCUCCGCCCGUGACUAGCACAGCAGAGUUCAUGGCGACUGGAUCGCGCGACAAGACGAUCAAGCUAUGGGACGCCAGAGGCAACUGCAUCAAGACCCUCGUCGGUCACGACAACUGGGUUUCGGGUGUCAUGUUCCACCCGGGAGGCAAGUACCUGCUCUCCGUGGCAGAUGACAAGUCGCUGAGAUGCUGGGACCUCAGCCAAGACGGCAAAUGCGUAAGGACGCUGUCGAGCGCCCACGAGCACUUUAUCUCUUCCCUCAGGUGGGCUCCGGCCAAGCCCAAAGACGGCCCCACGGGCAACGGCACGGCGCACAACGAAAGCGAGGCCGCGCCUAGGAGGGCAGCCGCCGCAGUAGAUGUAUCAGAGAUUCGCUGUGUCAUUGCGACGGGCAGCGUUGACAUGACGGUCAAAAUAUGGGCAAACUAAAGGAAGAUAGAAAGGAAGAAAAGGGGAGGGGAAAUGUAGCCCAAAAGUUUUGAAACUGCUCAUCGAGUCAUUAAAAAGGCGACGGGAGGAGCUUGAAAUGACGUCUUCGAAAUACACAACAAACAAACACAAAUACGCACAAAGAGGGGGUAAAGGGCGGUAGAGCGGAAGGGGAGGCGGACGGCUGAGAUACCGCACUUCUAUACGGAGCACUGUGUUAUAUAAUUGAUGAAGUUGGCUAGCUGAGCGUGAGACUGGUUUUUUUUUUUUAUCUAUUUAUUUAUUUAUUUGAAAUGAGUGGGCAUAGAGGAGGAAGAAGAGAAAGGGAGAAGAGAAAGUGUUGAUGAGCGUGUUGAGAUGGGGAGAAGAAGGGGAGAGAAAGUCCAUAGGAGUGAGAGGGGGGCUUAAGAAAAUGUAUUCAAGUUCAUUGCAAGCUACCUACUACUAUUUCAAGUAAUCUGUUAUAAUGCAGGUUUUUUCCUCCCCCUGUU
Molecule: messenger RNA, 1913 nt
Organism: Trichoderma atroviride IMI 206040
Lineage: Eukaryota; Fungi; Ascomycota; Sordariomycetes; Hypocreales; Hypocreaceae
Biological process (GO): transcription initiation at RNA polymerase II promoter
Cellular component (GO): transcription factor TFIID complex
Molecular function (GO): protein binding; RNA polymerase II general transcription initiation factor activity
Source: RefSeq, a predicted model, not a curated record